UUCUUUCCGGCUCCGAUUUUUUACAGCGGGCAGCGAGAUCGAAGAAAGAUCACGCUCGUAGCUAUAGCCUUGUGAUGUAUCGUAUCUUCACUUCAAAGCAAGUCUUCGUGUGCGGGGAAAGUGUUGCGGUGCAGAGAUAUUGUUGUGUGCGAGAGGAGACGGUGGUGGUGGUAGGGCUGAGAGAAUCCAGCCAGUCCAAGAAAGAAGAAGGCGACAAAUGUGAGAAAAACAGCAAGAGAACAACGCACGAGAGAUUAAUGGCCUUGCCGCCUUUUUCUUGAUCUUUUUAUUUUCUUUUCUCUCUCCAUCUAUCCUUAUUAGAGGGUUGUAGCUGAACUGUUUUGCUUUUCCCCGCCUACUGCUGAAAGAUUCUCUCCCUUUCAGGUCAAAGAAGUGAAAGCAAAAGGAAGAAACAGUUGAGCAGAGGAGAGGAGAGUAGGGAGGUGGCUACUGACAUGGAUGCAAAAGAAGAUGCAUGGCACAGCGAACUGGCCCCCAGCAGCCCAUGCGCGAUAUUCCCCUUGUGCAUCCAUACAUAUACCAACGGAGGAGGAGGAAUAUAUCUGAGAAGUGGAGUCCAAGGAAAGGAACCAACUGAGCCAGAGCCAGCCUAUAAGAGCCCGCGCGCAGCUCGCGGCAUCGAUCACGUUGUAAGUUUGCUGCUGCUGUCGUUGGCCAGGAGGUCCGUGUCGUCGCCGGCCGCAGUCGUCUACAACUCCGACCGCCGCGGCUUCUCAUGCUGGCAACGCCGCUGAUCCUGCGAUACCGCGCACCGUGGUGGGCACGCUGGAAAUGUCAUCGUCGGGUCAACAGCACGGCGAGGACAGGCCGCGGCUCAGGUGGACGCGCCAGCUGCACGAGCGGUUCGUGCUCGCCGUGUCGGAGCUCGGCGGCGCAGACAGUAAGUCGUCGUUGCUUGCUCAUUCCCAGACGGCUUUGCAUGAAUGGCGGCUCCUUUUUCCUCCUUUUGAUUCGAUCACGGCCUUUCUUGGCAUUGCAGAGGCGACGCCCAAGUCCGUGCUGAGAGCGAUGGCCGUGCCGGGGCUCACGCUGUACCACCUCAAGAGCCACCUUCAGAAGUACAGGUUGGCCGUAAGCCGAGGCGUCGGCAACAAGGGAGAAGGCUUGAACGACCGGUUGUCCUCGGAGAGCCCACCGGACGAGUACGAUGAGGAUACCAUCGCCCAGUUGCAUCGUGCAUUUGCUGACGACGAUGGCGCCGGUGCUAAAGAAGCUCUCUGUGAUUCUUCCAGGAACAUGGCGCGCAUACAGAGGGAGGUCCAGAUGAAAUUGCAGGAGCAGAUCGAGGUGCAGAAGCACCUGCAGAUAAGGAUCGAGGCGCAGGGGAGGUACCUGCAGUCCGUGCUGCGCAGAGCACUGGAAGUCCUCGACGACGACAGCCUGGGCUCGCCGGCCGGCACAGAGGCCGCCAAGGCGGAGCUCUCGGAGCUGGCCUCCACGGUGGAAACCGGGUGCCUGUCCUCUUCAUCCUCCCUCUCCCCGUCCCCGCCGCGCCACCGCUCCGCCGACAGCGGCGUCACGUCGUCCUCUGAGGCCGAAAGCAAGGCCGCUGCCGGGUCCAAGAGGCUCUGCACGUGCACCAGCGCGCUCGACUGCACCGUCGAGCAGCCGGUGCAGAGCAAGAGGACGUUCCUGCAGAGCCACCACCAGCAGCAGCAGGGCGAGGCAGAGGAAGAAGAAGCAGAAGCAGAAGCAGAGGAUGGCAGUUCAGAGAUUGAUCUGAACAGGUAGGGGAAGAAGAUCAGAAGCAUCUCUGUUGCAUGUGCUGUGCAUUGGAAAAACAGGGGCUGAUUGGUGGGGUGGCCUUCAAGGUUGGGACCAGGCUUUUGAGCAUUGUCUGCUGCUGAAACAGCUGCCCCCUUCAAUCCAUAAUAUGAUACUUAUAUUUUCAUUUAUGCAUAUGGUUCUUGUGUUUCAUGUACCUCUGUAAAAAAUUGUGACUGGAACUGGAGGCAGGCCCAGCUGCAGAUGAUGCAGGCAGCUUGCAGCAUGCUUGAGGUGCAAUGCAAGGAUGCAUGUAUAGAACUGUGCUAGUUAGUACUAUUAUAUGCCGUCAGUGAGAUUGAUGCCUUAUGGGGGCAAUGGGAUGAGAGCUGGAAAUUGUUUAGAAUGUAAGUUAUGAAGAUUAAAAUUUCA
This is a messenger RNA of Phragmites australis (common reed), 2157 nucleotides long. RefSeq names its product myb-related protein 1-like. The coding region runs from base 793 to 1752 and encodes 319 amino acids. Gene Ontology annotation, molecular function: DNA binding; DNA-binding transcription factor activity. NCBI's taxonomy places the organism in Eukaryota, Viridiplantae, Streptophyta, Magnoliopsida, Poales, Poaceae. The transcript has 3 exons. The record is from RefSeq and is a predicted model, not a curated record.